Bursaphelenchus xylophilus (pine wood nematode) is the source of this 1877-nucleotide messenger RNA. The record is from the annotation of a GenBank genome assembly. Lineage: Eukaryota; Metazoa; Nematoda; Chromadorea; Rhabditida; Aphelenchoididae.
AUGGAUCCAAUCGCUGUCCGAUUGACCAAACUCUCGCAACAACAACGGACUACGGUUGUUAUAACUGGAGCUGUUUUGAUUCAUUUAUCAUUGGGUACUUAUCAUACUUUCGGGAAUAUGUUACCUUAUAUGGCAAGUUACAUGAGGAAGUAUGCAGACAGUAGUGUGACCCUGGAGAAGUUGGUCUGGAUCCCCACUUUCCAGGGAUGUUUUCCUUUUGCCAUGGUUAUUGGAGGCUUUUUGUCAGCACGGUUGGGUCCCAGGCUGGCUGCUGGACUGGGUUGUGCUUUAAUGAGGUUAGUUAAAGUAAAAUUCAAGUUGAACAUUUUUUAGUGGGGGCGUUUUCUUAUCGUAUUGGACGAUCCGAAUGUCGUUUUAUUCUUUCCUCUUUACUUAUGGCUUCAUGUUUGGUCUGGGCCAAGGAAUUGCGUAUGUCGUGGCUGUCAGUUGUGUCAUCAAUUGGGCCCCUCAUAUGGUUGGACUGGGCUCGGGGAUUGUUGCAGCUGGAUUCGGGAUUAGUUCCAGUAUCUUUGCACCAAUUCAGACCAGAAUGAUCAAUCCGGAAAACCACGCAGCUUCCAAGGAGGGGUAAGUUACUGUAAUUUUUAAUGAAAUUACUGCAACUUUUAACUUACCAUUAUAGUUACUUCAAUGAAACAAGCAUGUUGGAGCGAGUUCCUGAGACUUUUCUUCAGCUUUCCAUUGUCUAUGCAAUCAUGCAGAUUCUCGGACUAAUCGUUGUGUGUGACCCACCUGCUGAUGUAAUUGUUGUGCUUGAUUACUGACGCCAUCUUAUGUUUUGAUGAUGAUAUUUCUUUCUAGUUCGUCCGAAAACAUCUGGACCACUCUGCAUUGAUCGAUAUGGCCUGGUUGUCCAAGAAAAGGAGCCAUUUCAUGGGUCAGAACAAGGUCAGUUUUAACCGAUACGGCUACGUAAAGUUGCCGGUGAAGAGGGAUUCGGUCGAGUUUGAUUCUCCAACACGCCAGAGGGUAUGUGAUUGAUUGGGUAGAGCUGUCGUCUUGUGGGGAUGGUCUUCUUAUCGGUACAUUUUCUUUGUUUUAUUAAGUAUUCCAUUAACUUAAGCAAUUUUAUUACAGCCCGAUCACGAAGUCGAAAUCGCGGAUUCAGAUUCCGAUGAGGAUCUGAAUAUCCGCCCUGAGGCUCAGUCCAUGACUCCGGAAGAGAUGCUCAAGUCCUCCACCUUCCACUGGUUAUUCGUCGCUCUCUUUUGCUGCUCCUUUUAUGGCAACUUUUUUUACAAUCUCUACAAAACUUUUGGCGAAACUUUUAUCGAAGAUGAUUUCUUUUUCGCGACAGCCUUCAGCAUCGGGAGUACGGCCAACGCGAUUGCCAGAGUUGGAUGGGGACUGUUGACGGACAAGACGAGCUUUCAGAUAUCCCUUUCUAUAGCCACGUUCUCAGCGACCAUCUUACUCUUGACAAUGCCAUUGACUGCCUACUUUGGGAAAUUCGUUUAUCUUUUAUGGGUAAGUAUAACAUUGUGACUUUCCCACUUUAAAAUUUUUUAAAAAUUGCUAUUUAUUAUCGUAUUUUAGCUGACCGGGAUGUUUGUUUGUCUGGCUGCCACUCACGCUCUUUUUAUUACGGCUGCGGUCAGAUGUUUCGGCACCAAAUACAAGACUAUUAACUACGGAUUUCUCAUCUUUUCCACGGUAAAUUCCCCCGGAAUCUGUGUGAUCUUCCGAUUCUUUUAUUUUAGACUUGCAGUGGAAUUUUUUUGGCCAUAGGAUGUCAAUAUUUGCUGGGUGUAAUCGGUUACAAUUGGGCAUUUAUCUUCACAGCCAUCUUCCCCUUCAUUGCGUUUGUUAUCACCACGGCCAUUCGCGUCACUCCCCAAGGGCAUCUCAUUGUUUGA